UUCUGGCCAACCAACGAUAAUAAAUCGAGCAGCUCGUAUAGCAUGCUUACUUUGUUUAAAUUACACAUUUCUAGACUUAAUCACAGUUUUUUGGUGGAUUUAUGAAUUGCCCAAAUUAAAGGUGAAGUGCAUAGAAAUCAAUGUUCACAGAAACCGGAAAUCUUUCUCCAAGGCUAUUUGAAUAGUUUUUGUCGGUAGUGCGCAACUCAACUUCAAUAAUAAGAUUGUCUUAAAAUCUUAAACAGAGUAUUUUAACAUCUAGCUUCGGUUAUAGAAUAUGUAAAACUGUUGAAUUAAAAAAAUAUUGUUCAAAACUAUUCUUCAGAAAGGUCACUAAGUUAGUUUAUAUCUUUGGAAGUAAAAUUUUGUACAUGUGCUUCUUCACUUAGGGCAUAUACAAUAAUAAUUGCAAAAAUAUUUUUACUCAAAUAACACUCAGACGUACCUAAUACACAUAUGUGUAUGUUCGUGUUAUCAAAUAUGUUACACAAAGGACUGGUUAUUUUUGAACAAAAUGUAAGCUAGUUUCUACGACAGUUCAAAGUGGUCUUACACUUAUAUUACGUGUAACGAGGAAUUUUAUAUUUUCCAUUGUAUUUCGUCAUUAGACAAUCGAAUCUAAAAAAAUGAAAUAUCCGUUUUUGAGGCAGUUGUUCGUUGUAACUUCAGCGCAACUAGCUGUGGUUACAUGUGGAGGUGUGAUCGGGUUCCCGAGCAUCUUACUCCAACAAUUCAAACAAAGCGAUAGCCUCAUAAAAGUAGAUUUUCAUACGGAAUCAUGGAUAGCUGCAGUUCCAGGGAUGGCAGGAGUAGCUGGCAUAUUUAUACCGCACCUAAUGCAAAAGUACGGAAGAAAAUUUGGGUUUCGUUUGAUUUCCUUGCUCAUGAUAAUCGGUUGCGUCAUAAUAUACUUUGCAAAAAGUAGCUUAGUUAUUAUUAUCGGUGAGCUAUUUCAAGGUGUCGGAAGUAAGUCUAUGACAGUCAUAACGUUUACAACUCUGAGUGAAAUGACGAGUCCUAAAUUUCGAAAUAAAACUUUAGCUCUGUAUGGAAUCGCUCAAGUUAUUGGUAUCACACUAGUGCAUGUGUUAGGAUGGAUUUUUACAUAUAAGACAUUGUGCAUUUACUUAAGUGGACCCAUUUUAGUUGCAUAUUUAUUAAGUUUUAUUUGGCCUGAAUCACCUUUUUGGUUGGCCUACGUUGGCAAGUUUGAAGAAAGUAAAAAAUCUUUUAUUUGGCUUCGAGGAAAGGAUGAAGAAGCACAAAGAGAGAUGAACGAGCUUUUAAACAGUCAAAGGGUCUUUCUUUCCUCAAGAACAUCUGGCAAUCAAUCGAGAUAUUCUAAAAAAUCUAUCACUGACAUUUGGACAAAUGUGUUUCGACGAGAUUUUUACUUACCAACACUUCAUAUACUAAUACUUAUAUCCUGUUAUUAUUUUAGUGGUAACUUGACUGUAAUUGUGUAUGCUAUUAAUCUCAUAGAAAAAGUAACAAUAGAUGGGGACACGGCUUUUUUAGGUACUGUUUUUAUAGAUAUUUUUGUUAUCAUAGGAAACAUUGCAUGCCCGUUAUUUUUAAAAUACUUUGAUAACAAAUCAGUUCUGUUAGCAGGAGGUAUUGGUUCCUCAAUAUUUUUAGUAGGCUCCUCUACUGUUUCUUAUUUACAAACUUUAGGCGUUAUAUCAAAUGAUUCCUUACUAUGCUUAAUUUUUUUAACUUUUUGUAUGAUGUUUUCAAGUUUUGGAUUAUACUGUGUACCGUUUUGUUUAGCGACAGAAAUAAUUCCUUUAAGGCACAGGGGGUUUUUGAAUUCUUUGUAUAUUCUAUUCAUCUGUAUCUUUUACUUUACAACAAUAAAAAUUGCACCUUAUUUAAUACUGUACUUAUCUGUACACGGAUUACUUUUGACGUAUGCCAUUUUGCUAAGUAUUUCCUUGUUUCAUGUUUGGAAAUACGUACCAGAAACUAAUAAUAAGACAUUGCAAAGCAUAGAAUUAUAUUACAUUAAUAAAAAAGAAGCAAAUAAGAAUUAUGAAACGGAGAUAAUGGACACUAAAACAAUGUUACCUCUAACUAUCACUGGGAAAGAUGCUGAAGAAUAAACCGUACGAUUUUUAGUACAUAUAUUCUGAGGCAAAUAUUUAUUACACUAAAGGAUUACCAAGCUUAUUUAUUAUUGUAAAAAUGUAUUGCGAUAAUACUAGUGUCAUAUUAGGUAAUAAUAUUAUAAUGAUUAAAAAUAAAUUGUUAUAGAAUAAAUGUUUGAAGGGAAACGAUAUAUUUUAUUA
Messenger RNA from Danaus plexippus (monarch butterfly), 2288 nucleotides. RefSeq lists its product as uncharacterized. The transcript has 3 exons. Gene Ontology annotation, molecular function: transmembrane transporter activity. The record is from RefSeq and is a predicted model, not a curated record. Gene Ontology annotation, biological process: transmembrane transport. Bases 627 to 2102 code for a protein of 491 amino acids. Lineage: Eukaryota; Metazoa; Arthropoda; Insecta; Lepidoptera; Nymphalidae. Gene Ontology annotation, cellular component: membrane.